CGGGAAGGCCGGCCGUACAGAGUCCAGAUGCGACGGACUGUUAAUCUUUAACCGGGCGCCCUCUGCUGAGAGCCGGGUCCAGCCCACUUCGAGGACAACGCAGCGAGUGGCGAUCCAGACCCCUCUCCUUCCUCUGGCCGAGGCACCUCCUCCACAACCUCCCAGCGGCUCCCUGGACCAUGGCGGCCGCCUACAAGGCCGGAGGGGGUCCCCGCUUCACCGUGCGCCCGUUCCGGGCCGGCGACUCGCCGGAGGCCCGCAGGAUAUUCUCGGAGGGUAUGAUGGAUCUGCCUUGGCCGGCCUUCCGCGGGGCCCUGCGGUCGCCCGCCGCGCCCUGUCUCCUCCUGGCUGCCGGGGCCGCUGUCUACGGAGCCGGCUGGCCGCUGGCCUGGGCCGCUCUGACCGUCGCCGCGCUGCUAGCCCUUCUCUACAUGGUUUGCCGCCUGAUAUACGCCGGGUACGUGAAACAGCAGCUGGAGGCGGACAUGGCGGACAUUGAGGGGACGUACAUGGGGAGGCCGGGGGCGGGGUUCUGGGUGGUGGAGGAGGAGGGGGGAGGCGGUGGGCUGCGGGGCGUGGUGGCGGUGGAGGAGGCCGAGGGACAGCCGGGCUGCUGCCAGCUCCUCCGCCUCUCGGUCGACCGGCGAUGCCGAGGCCUGGGCCUGGGCGGCAGACUGACCCGCCGGGUGCUGGAGUUCGCCCGGGACAGCGGAUACCGGGAGUGUGUCCUGUACACCUCCACCGCCCAGCAGCCCGCCAUCCGGCUGUAUCUAGCCCAGGGCUUUCGGGUGACCAGGGACGCCGAUCCUAUGCCCGGACUGGCCCUGCUAUCCUGGGUCAUCAACAUCUAUGUGUGCGAGCUGAGGCUGGGGCUUCUGGACGCCGGUAAUUCCUACGAAGGGGCCCCAGUGACAGGGAGAGGGGGGCGUCAAUAAACGAAACGUCCCGACUGGGAACAAUCUCUGAGCUCAUUUCGUUGGGGAGGGGAGUCAUGUCAAUAAAGAAAACGUCCUGACUAGA
Molecule: messenger RNA, 1020 nt
Organism: Amblyraja radiata (thorny skate)
Lineage: Eukaryota; Metazoa; Chordata; Chondrichthyes; Rajiformes; Rajidae
Product: N-acetyltransferase 8-like
Exons: 2
Coding region: 180-935 (251 amino acids)
Molecular function (GO): N-acetyltransferase activity
Source: RefSeq, a predicted model, not a curated record